UGAUCAUGCCAGACGCGCGCAAAGAUUGAAAAUGGAUUCCGCUGUCGAUGUUAAAACCUCGCGCAAGAUUAGCUGCUGUAGUAAACAAGCUGUUGAAACGUCAAUUACCACACUUUUGUCAUCAGUUAAUCAACACAUAGACAAGACAAAGUAUAAUGAGGAGUUUCGGGAAGGAUUAAAGCAAAGAUUUAAGGAGAUCUAUGAAAAUGCAGUUCAUGACAAUAUCUCAGUAGAAGGACAAACAUGGAGCCAGUCAUUGGAAGAUGGCAAUACAACCAAAGAUUAUGAACCAGUGGAUGUAGAACUUAAGAAUGAAAUCACGUCAAGGACCCUUGAACUGGAUGAGCUGAUGGUAAAGACCACAGCAAAGAGGAGAACACACCCUCCUAAAGUUGCUCAUGAGGUCAAUAAACGCAUGAAGCACUUACGACAUGCUGUGAAACAACACAAACCGGUAAUACCCCUGAUGCAGAUGAACGAUAAAGAGCUACCUAAGCAAGUUCUCAUUGAGGAAUCCAAACGACUACAGGAAUCAGGAGACGUUAUAUCUACUAUAUCAAGGGAUCUGCCACUGUUGGAGGAUAAGGCAUCUCGUUUGAUUGAAGCAAGACAGCUGAGGUCAUCCAUGCAAAACAACAGUAUCUAUAAGGUCAUCUCACGACCUCUGACAGACGAAAGCAAGAUGGCUGCCUCCAUGACUCCUCUUCAGCACAGACUAGCCAAUGAGACACCAUCCCCCAUCAGGCUGACGGCUAGGUAUAAUUUCCGAGCCCUCCAGGUCCAAAGCCAUCCAAUCAAUAAGAAUUUCAAAGUGGCUGCUUCUGACGAACCGAACUGAAAGUAACCCAAAUAACUCCUCUGAAUGCCAUAUUCAUGUACAACAAGCAUUGAAAGCUAAGGAAUCAACUUACCAUGUUUCUUAUUGUACAUACCAUUUUAUAUCUAUAACCCCUUCUGUGAAACCAAGGUUUUUGAAUAAUUAUCUUUAGUGAACGAAUGAAAUGUUUUUAGGUAAUAUGCCUUUUUCCCCUCGAUAUAUACAUAUACAUAAAAGGUAAAUAAUAAUAAUUAUAGUGUAGGUACAUAUUUCCGUUUCAAAAGAAAGAGAUAGACAUCAUUUUCACUACUCUUUCUUUGGCAGGAUUUUCUUUCUUAUGGCAUUUAAAGUGUACUCAUUGAAAAUUAAUGAACUCAGUUAGUCUAGAAUAUUUGUAUAACUUAAGUUCAGGCAAUAUUGUAAUCAAAUGUGAGACUUGUAUAGGCAGAGGUCACACACAUCUGGACUCACUUGCAUAUUGGCUGCAGUAUCCCUUUGCUUUCAUAUAAUUUGGGCUUUUAUGUCUAAAAGUGCAAGAUAGUCAAAGUCUGUAAAAUAAUGGAUAUUACUUCCUAGAAUCUUUUAAUACCCAAUAAAAUGAAUGCUUGGUGCAUAUUAGUUAUGCUGUUUUUGGCAGGUCUUUUGAGAAGCAUUGGGUUGUAAAGAUACAUACAAAUAGAAGUAUGCCUGAUAUUUAAUGACAAUGUUUUAAUGGCUUAUUUUAUUCAUAAUUGAGUUUGCAUUCAUGUACAUAGAAAUUGUGUGGUCCGGUGGGGGUGUAACAGGACAUUU
Messenger RNA from Strongylocentrotus purpuratus (purple sea urchin), 1609 nucleotides. RefSeq lists its product as uncharacterized. The record is from RefSeq and is a predicted model, not a curated record. Lineage: Eukaryota; Metazoa; Echinodermata; Echinoidea; Camarodonta; Strongylocentrotidae. Gene Ontology annotation, cellular component: MIS12/MIND type complex; kinetochore. The transcript has 6 exons. Gene Ontology annotation, biological process: mitotic sister chromatid segregation. Bases 32 to 838 code for a protein of 268 amino acids.